CUCGCCCAAGUCAGUCAUGUCGCCGCCAGGUUCACCAGGCGCGUCCACCGAGGAUGUGGAGAAGAAGGUCGACUUCCAGCACGCUGAGCACGUCGCGCCUGAGCUGCAGGCGUCCGGUUCGGGUUCGUGCGCGGAUAAGGAUGCGGCACUCGAGAUCCUUGGGCCAGAGGCGAAACCGAUUCAUAUCACCCCCGAGGAGGAUCGCGCGGUCCUGCGUAAGAUUGACCUCUGGUUGAUGCCUAUUAUCUUCAUGGUCUAUUUUCUGCAGCAGCUGGACAAAUCGUCGCUGUCGUAUGCGUCGGUGUUUGGCAUUGUCGAGGAUGCCCAUCUCGUUGGCCAGCAGUACAGCUGGCUGGGUAGUAUCGUCUACGUGGCGCAGUUGAUAUGGCAGCCAGUCUCAUCGUAUUUCCUCGUGAAGCUACCAGUGGCGAAGUGGCUCUUCUUCAACGUGCUCAUGUGGGGUGUCGUGGUGUCCUGCACUGCGGCUGCGAACGACUUCAGUAGCCUCCUGGCAACUCGUUUCUUCCUAGGUAUUUUUGAGGCGACGGUUGCGCCGUGCUUCAUCACGAUUACUCAGAUGUGGUGGAGGCGACGUGAGCAGACCUUACGUCUGUCCAUAUGGUUCGCAGCCAACGGCGCGACAGGAAUGGUUGGGUCGCUCCUAUCGUGGGGCAUCGGGCACAUCAAUGGCAAACUCUUUCCAUUCCAGUCGAUCUUCCUUUUCAUCGGUCUGCUGACCGUAGUGCUUUCACCACUCGUAUGGUUGAUCCUGCCCGACUCUCCAGUCAAAGCGCGGUUCCUUAGUCACGAAGAGAAGGUCAUCGCCGUCGAGCGUCUUCGUGCGAAUAACAUGGGGACAGAGACAAAGGUUUGGAAGUGGGAGCAAGUCUGGGACCUGGCACUCGAUAUUAAGACUUACCUCUGGUUCGCUCUGCUCUUCUUAUGCGCGCUCCCGAGCGGUGGUAUCUCAAACUUCGGCCCCUUGAUAAUCAGCGGCUUUGGCUUCAAUCAGUUCCAAACGCUAUUAUUCAACAUCCCCUUCAACGCCCUGCAAGUCAUCCUCACCGUCCUAUCUGCCUAUAUCUCCACGAAGAUCAAGCUCAAGUGGCCGGUCGUGUUCUUUCUGUGCCUGCCGCCAAUAGCAGGUUCCUCGGCAUUGCUCGUUCUCGGACGAGGCGCGGAACUUAAGAACAAGCUGCUGGGGUGCUACUAUGUUCUUUCGUUCUUUAGCACGAUCCAACCUAUGCUGUACACCUGGAGCAGCCAGAACACUGCGGGACACACCAAGAAGCUUUGCACAACAGGCGUUGUCUUUGUCGCUCAAUGCGUCGGUAAUAUUGUAGGUCCGUUGCUGUAUACGACAGAAGAGGCCCCUUACUAUCAUCGUGGCCUGAUCGCUGAUCUCGUCUGUUGGAUCGCGCUGGCGAUUCUCAUUCUCUUCACCGCCGCCUACUUGGCCUUCCUCAACAAGCGGCAUGCUGCGAUGCGCAAGCGCAUGGGCAAAGCCGCGGAUAUCAUUGAUACAUCUCUGGAGACUACAGAACGGUCUGCACAGUUGCAGAAGGCCAACGAGGAGAAAGAGCAAGCCGAGGGCGCCGACCCAGUUGUGCUCAACAACCGCGCGUUCGACGACCUGACGGAUAUGCAGAACGAGGAUUUCAUAUAUGUGCUGUAACGUAGACAUGUACGUAAGACUUUGCCCACUAUUGGAAGAUCCUUGCGUAG
Phanerochaete carnosa HHB-10118-sp is the source of this 1725-nucleotide messenger RNA. RefSeq lists its product as uncharacterized. Gene Ontology annotation, cellular component: membrane. Gene Ontology annotation, biological process: transmembrane transport. Gene Ontology annotation, molecular function: transmembrane transporter activity. The coding region runs from base 17 to 1675 and encodes 552 amino acids. The record is from RefSeq and is a predicted model, not a curated record. The transcript is spliced from 17 exons. NCBI's taxonomy places the organism in Eukaryota, Fungi, Basidiomycota, Agaricomycetes, Polyporales, Phanerochaetaceae.